AUGAAAUCAAGAUCUAUUCUCGGAGCAUUUAUGCUUCUCGCUCUUACUAUAACAACAUCAGCCGACAAAAAGUUUGAAAAUUUAGUCGUCUUUGGAGAUGAGCUAUGCGACACCGGAAACACAUACAAGUUAACAAAUUACGAAUACCCGCCCUCGCCACCUUAUUUCGAAGGACGAUAUUCUGACGGAAAAAAUUGGGUAGAAUAUUUUGUGGAAGAACACGAUCUUUGCCUAUACGAUUACGCUUAUGGAAGCGCUUCAUCCGACAACACGCUGGUGCAAACAUUUGCGGGCCCAAAGAACGUAAGCGUUCCCGGGGUCUUUCAACAAGUAAAUCUAUUUUUUGAGAAAGAAAGUGAAAAAAUCGAUGUUAAAAAAACACUAUUUGUGGUCGCGUCGCUUUGCGGUGACUAUGUCGCUACUCUUGGACAAGUUGAUGCUGCGGAAGUUGUGAACCGAAUUGGCAAUUCCAUUAAAGAGCUUCAUGUUACCGGUGAUGCCAAGCAUAUUCUAAUUGUACCUGUACCGCCGAUUGAUCGUGUCCCUGGACUUAACAGUUUACCCCCUGAAACAUUUGAUCUGAUAAAGAGUAAAAUUUCACUUCAUAAUGAACUCCUCUUGAAGUUCCUUGACGAAUUUCAAGAGAAGCACUCCGAAGUUAAAUUGUAUGUUGUCAAAGACAUAGAUGAACUAGUCCGUCAACUGUUUGAACCCGAGAUAUUGAAAGCGUUGGGUAUCACUGUUACUGAUAAACCUUGCAUACCUGACUAUGGAUAUGCGGGAAAAGAUAGUGUUGUUUGCGAUCAUCCUGAGGAAUAUGCGUUUAUUGACGGUUUUCGAGCUUUGAAUACUAAACUUUUUAAGCAAAUUGCUGUGGAGCUUGCUAGAUAUGUAUAUUAG
Molecule: messenger RNA, 900 nt
Organism: Acaulospora morrowiae
Lineage: Eukaryota; Fungi; Glomeromycota; Glomeromycetes; Diversisporales; Acaulosporaceae
Source: the annotation of a GenBank genome assembly